This is a messenger RNA of Drosophila ficusphila, 7586 nucleotides long. It is a transcript of the gene Epg5, whose product is annotated as ectopic P granules protein 5 homolog. Lineage: Eukaryota; Metazoa; Arthropoda; Insecta; Diptera; Drosophilidae. The record is from RefSeq and is a predicted model, not a curated record. Gene Ontology annotation, cellular component: cytoplasm. Gene Ontology annotation, biological process: autophagosome maturation.
UUUGUUUGGCGGUGUUGCGUCCCCAAAGAAUGAACAAAUAAAACGCAAAAGGCUGGGCCCCUGAAAAUCCAUAGUGAAACAUGGCCACGCUCGUUAAACCCAAAAAGGAGAAAAGCAAACGGUCUCGCCAUGCAGUGCAGAUCCAAAAAGAGGAAGAGGAAAACGCUGAGUUAUCAACAAGUGAAGAACAAAGACCAGCAGAAAAUGUGUCGCUGUUGGAGGAAUUUGAGCGAGUUGCGGCCUUGGCCAGCAGUUCCAGUGGCGAAGCGAUCAUUAGCCAUGAAUGCAGUGUCUCCAGUGAUGUCAGAGAAAAACCAGAAGUGUCAGAAACCCAGGAACCCACAGAAACGGAGACUGAACCCAGUGCUCCAAGUGCCCCGCCCUCAACUACUGUCCACAUCGUUCAGUAUCCGAACCUACAGCCCAUGCAGUUGUCCAACUCCCAAGUGGAGGAGCACUCUGCCAAAAUUGUUUACCGGAGGGCAGAAUCAUCCUCCUCCGGUUUUGCACUGGCCAAAAGUCACAUAAAGCCUUGGAAUGCCCAAGAACUUCGACAAAUAUACGAUUGUCCCGAACUAGAAUUGGCAAAACAGUUCGAGCUGGAAUUUCUUAUGAACUCGCUACUGGAGUCCAGCGAAUCGGAUCCACUCUAUGCUGCUUUAAUGGAAUACUAUGAACUGCAGGGCAAGAUCACCGCAAAUCUGCAUGAUGUGGAAAAGCUGCGAAAAGGCUGCACGGAGUCCCAAAAACAGAUCUGGGUGCGCCAGCCAGUAACGCGCAAUUUUAGUGGAACGUGUGGUGAUGGCAAUGUGGUCCAGGAAAGCAUCACAUACGAUCAAAUAAAGGUGGACCCAAUUAAACUAGAAGUGGCCCAAACCGCUUUGACGGGUCUGUACGACCUUGUCUGCCACACUUACACCAAUAAUCUAAUCACAGCAAAAAUAACCAAAGUUAAAGUUGACCAAAUAAUUAACGACCUUUUGGCCUACCCCAGUGCAGAUGGGCAGACAUCGAUUACAUUAAAUAACGCACAAACUGGUCACGCUCUGGAGUGUGUUUCCCAACUGAGAAGAGCUAUUUCCAUACUCUUUAGCUUCGUUCGAAGACCAAGUCCUAACUCGAACUUCGACAAGGACCUUAAAGAAUGGCUGCGCAAACUUAUUGCCCUACAAUUAUUGCUGGCCACCAGAGAGGAUCACUGGUUCCUGCUGUUCAACAUUCUACGCUGUCCCAACGGCGUCGGUUCCUGGGCCGCCCAAUUUCUACAAGUGCCCGGAACGCAAACAGUGGGUCGUGGUUCUCAACAAAACGAAUUGCCUCUGGAUUUAAACUCGCCCGAAAUCAACCAUUGCAUGGCUGUGCUGCAGAUUCUCCUGAUGCCCGUAAAAAAACGAAACGAGUAUCUCAAGAGUCAGGCCCAAGCACACCGAGAACUAUCAGAGGCGACCGCAGCCACGGAACGCUGGAUAGUGGUAGACUCCGAUGGCGAGGACUCGCACACUCCAGCUGGCGAAUGCAUUGGCCUAAAGGAAAGCGAUCUGAUCGCACUGCUCAACCAGUUGCCCUUCGAAAAGAUUUUUACAUCUGCUAUGCGUAUUGAAAAGUUUUUGGAAGACUACAUUCUAGAGCCCGACAUGAUCACUGCUCAGCAAAUGCUAUCCGUGGUGGUGUUCUUUGCCCAGCUGGUGAAAACACUCGGCGAAGGAUUGCUAACCUACAACAAUGAGCGAUAUAAGCAGCUAGCCAAACGUCUUGGUCGUUUGGUGCGUCACACUUUGCAAUAUGUCUUUGAUUAUCACGAAUUGUUCAUAAAUAACAACCUGUUCAAGUCCUCUGACAUGUUUGAGCGCAUCCAAGUGGAGCUGCAAGCCCUUCUCGUUCGCGCCUGCGGCUAUAUUUAUCGCACUCGUAACCUUGGAACCUGGCAGUACUUUUCCACCUUGCCCUUUGCUACCUUGGACGCCGAGGUCGUGUGGCACUUGUUUUACUACCUAAAUGUGGGUUUCCCCACGGAUUUGACCAACGAUUUAGUGAGCAACGCGGAGGCUGCCUUCCAAGCGGAAGAUUUUUGGCGCAAAUUUGACUUGGCCAAUUCAGAUGUGGCGCCUGAAGACAUGUACUACCUAUUACAAACCUUCUUUGAGAUGGCCAACGAUCGAAACCGCUCCAAGGAUGGAAACCUCGUCAAAGCAAUUUGCCUGCACAUCUUUCACAUUGGAUACAUACAUCGAUCUACGAGGGAGAUUUGCUAUAAAACAGCGCGUGAUAUGCUGGCCAACUUGAUGGAUGAGAAUCUGUUGGGUUGUCUGCUGGUUCAGCUAAAGAUGCGAUACGGUGAUGUAGAUCAAGCGGCGUACCUUUUCAAGGCUCUUCCGCUCGAGAACUGGCACCCCAGCAUGGAUAGCUUUGAGGUCCUCUCUAACUGGCUUCUCCAUUUUGAUUACCAAUCUUCGGAAAGCCAUUUAGCUCGCCUGAUCAUCAGUCACCUAAACUGGGGACUGGACUGCGAAGGACGUCUUUUCCUGCCCCAUAACAUUCAUGUGCGAAUGGCUCAUCUCGUAAAUGAAGCUCUAAAUAAGUAUUCUCCCGAAGUGAUUGGAGCCUCCGGAAUUUCUGAGAGCGUGCGUCAAGUGUCCUCACUUAUUGACUCCACUCAAUCGAGUCGAGAGCAGUUUACCAACUGGUGCUGGCGCAUGGUCUCUGUGCUGCGUCUGCAUCUAAUGGAUCAGGGCGUGGAAUCCGUAAAGCGCACCCUACAACAUCCAACGGAGCCGCUUCUUUUCAUUCCCGAACUGGAGCGAAUGGAGAUAAUCUUCCAGGGCGUAAAUGAGAACCGCCCUCUGGCUUUGUAUGUAGGCAUGUUGGUCAGCCUACAUGGCCACUCAAUACCUUUAAUCUGCCAGCACGGAUUUAAUCUGCUACAGCAACUGCUUCUGGAUCACCGACAUGCGGCCACCAUUCGAUGCCUGGAGCUCAUCGUGCCGCUGUUCUUGGAAACUCCUGAAACGCUGGCAAAUUGUGAAAGUUUUCAGAGAUUGUUAAUAACUCUUCUGAAUGCGGACAGAACUUAUUUGAAGCUUGCUAAGGACAUGGUCUAUGCCAACUCCAUUGGUCCCAUUCUGGAACUACUGGAUAACAUGCUGCACCACCAGAUUGUCUCGUAUACAAACUAUGGUCUGUGCUCACCACUUAAUCUUCUCAACAUCUGGCUCAAUUGCUUCACCACACUGCCGGGAUGGUCUCAAAACUCGAAUCUUUUGUAUCUUCUCGAUAAAAUGCUGCGGAUAUCCUACCAGUUCACCGACUGUCGUGCUCAAGCUGUAGAAUUCUUUUACAAUUAUUACAAGGAUUGCACAGAUUGGAAGUCCGCACCCAAAGGAUCAGCUUUAAAGGCCUUCUUUGGCGGUCAGUCUCCUUCUCGAAUACCUGUAAUCUCACCGCAAAACUGCUGGCUGAAUUUGGUGUUACUGGAGAUUGAGUUCCGUUUGGUGGACACGCGCAUUUUUCCGGAGCUUUUGCGACAAAUUUCCGUUCAGCCCGUGGAGGCGGCAUUAAAAAAGACCCUCUCUUUGAGCAAAACCAAUGCCUUUCCAGCAAGCCAAUUGGUUAUAUUUAAGUACGCUCAACUGCUGGCCAGCAUGGACAGCAAUCACGCUUUGUUUCCUAUUGUUUGCCAGAAGUUUUUUGAGCUUUACCUUUGGAGGGUGCCCACAGAAACUGAGUCGCUUAACUUUAGUCACAACUUUGGAGUGUCCGAUAAGUUUUACGAACACAAUGUGCCUUUAAUGAAGAGUAUUAAGUCCCAACUCAAGUCCGCUGAGUCGUACUACUCCGCCUUGGCAACCAAAAGUGCCAGUGACGAUGUCAUGGCCCACUUUUAUCGCAGCUGCUGCAAGCUGAUGCAGAACUGCGCCCUCUGGCUGGAGGAUACCCAAAUCAAUCGCUUCACCAGCGAUGCUGAGCAACUACCUGCCCAGUACAACUGUGAGAAGCUGCGAGAACUGUUGAGUGGUCAUGUCAACCACUGGACUGAAUUCCUUUGUCUUGCGAUGCUGCGCAAAGAACAACGCCACCAGGCGGAUCAGUGGGGUCGGAAAAUUAUGAGAAUUCCAAACCAAAAGGCUCCGAGAACUCCGUUGCAACCAAAGCCGCGACAGCCACCUGCUCAACAUAUUAAAAGCCUGCUGAUUACUUAUGAGAAGAUUAUUCCAAUUCCAAGUCAUGUUUGCGUUAAACCAAUUGAGACUCCUCCCAUCGAUGGAAACCUCCUGACGCAACUUAAAAAGAAAUUGAACACGUUUAACUCAACUGCCAACUCAUACCAUUACAAGACGUCUGAGUUGAACUCAUUGAACCUUAACUACUUGGAAAGUGUGCCAGCUCUGUACCAAAUGAUUCCCUACGAAGAAAGCAGGCGAAAGGAGUGCACAUCCCUACUCUUCAAGCGGAACUGUACUGCUCCCGCGAACAUCAAAUUGACGCCGGAGCAUAUAAGAAUCAACGAGGUUAUAAAUCGCAAGCAAACACAAAAUCGCGAACGGCAUGACAAAAUUAUAGAGGAUCUACUGUUGGCCAUGAAUUUGGAUGACUUUGCCCAAGGCGUCGAGGAGUUUGGCAUCUGUAUCGGUGCGCUUCUGGUUGCUCCAAUUGAUUCAAGAGUAACGCAAAUCGGAGUGGAGGUAUUCUACUGUCUGGUUAAGAACCUAAACGAGGUUACCAUGAAAUUCCAGCCAACACACGACCUUUACUUCCAAGUGCUAGAGAAGAUUGGGGUAUUUUUGCAUGCAGAUCAGGCUUCCCAGGGUUUGGUCGUGCUACGUCUGGCCCUCGAGCGACCCGAUCUCUUGGAACUUCUCGCAGGAGUCUUUGUGCCGAGCCGCACGGAUGUGGAGCACUUCUUGCCCAUGUAUGAAUUCCUCAUUGAUUCUCAUCUCAAGCGCUGCGACACACAAACACUAUUCGUGCUAUUCUCAAAAUUCGAUCUGUUGGGUUGGAUGGAGGCGUAUCAGCCAAAGCUGAGUGAAAUCAAUCGCCUGCUCAUGUUGGUACUCCAGGGUCUGGAGGCUUGGUCUCAACCGGAUAGUAGUCUUCUACAGGAUCAGUUUCGCCGGCAUUUGGUGCAUAUAUUUGGCUACGACUUUCCACAGCACUACGGCGAAGUGAUGCAGCUCGUUCUGGAUCGCACUUCUGACCAAAAGCUAAUGCCGGUGGUGCUGCUGGAUUUGCUUAAUGCUUUGUUUGUCCGAUCUAACUCUCCAGAGUUGUCUUUAGACCAAAACGAAGUACGUGUGCACGAGAUCUCAUUGGACUUCGCCCGGCGUCAGAAGUUAUUCACCCUGAAGGCGGCAACCGAUACGCUUUUGCUUUUGUCCCGACACUUUCAAAAGGAGAGACUUCAUCACGGCCUGCAUGGAUUGUAUCCCAAACACAAGGAUUACUGUCAACCGCUGAUCCUCUGGUUCACAUGUUUUGGACAUACGCUCUUGGCUUCUGCAAUUUGUAGCUACCAGGAGCUACUAGCCGAUCAAAUCAGCGACAUUGUGUUCGGCUCCAUUGUGGAGACCUACGGACCCUGGCUCAUCCCAUACACCGAACAAACGGUCAGUGGCGUGGCCCACUGGAUACGCCAACUGACUCCUGGUCAAAGCAAAGUGCUCUUGCCAUGGAGUGAACAACAUGUUAACAGCAGCAAGCUUAUGAUCCGUUCCUUCGUGGCAACCAUAUUACAAGUAUUGCAGUAUCUGCCGUCGUCAAGCAAGAUCCUGGAGCACGUGUUCGCUUGGUAUGUGCACCACUUCGCCCAACCCAACAUCGCGGGUCAUGUGUUGGCUCCCAUUCACGAGGGCAUGGCUCAAUUGCCUUGGGAACGUUUCCAGCCGCCUGCACAGCAUGUGGAGCUCCUGUACGAUAGCCUGCAGAAAUUCCUGCCAGAAUCGCACGCCAUGCUAGGACACAUAUUCAUUCGGAUUAACUGGAACAACUGGUUCGCCCAAAUGCCUCAGCCGGUGGCCAUUCUCUCCAGACUUUUUGGCAUUUUCGUGAAGAUCGCCUUCGAACCGAAUAUUCACAUUCAUCCCAAUACGAGCAAAAUCCUUGAGGAAGCCAUUAAGUAUCCGUGGCACCUGGUGGAAUACAGCGAGCUGGAACAACUACUCAAGUGGUUUGUGGCCAGCGUGGAGCCAGCUAUAACCCUAAAGCUCCCAGCUGAGAGUAACUAUGCGGAUCGUGCUGUUUUGGAACUUCUUCGCCUGGCCUGUGCCAUGUCGCCGGAACGCUCUGCUCAGGAUGCAGUUGUUCUGGGAACUGCCAAGCGGAUGCUCUACACCCGCUGCAUGGUCCGCAUGCAGAGAGCCUGCGGAGCCAAGCACAAGAAGCUCCUGGCCACGAAGGAGGGCGAGCGUGCCUUUACUGACGCCUUUCUGGAGCUACUAAAUAGCAUCGAUCAGGCGAUUAGCAGCUGCAGUGAGGUUCGCACGCCGGAGGAGCAGCGCAGGGAAGCACUUAAUCUAAUGCUCGAGCUGGUGGCGCCCACACAAACGCAGAGUCAGGAAGUCUCCAAUAUCCACAUCAAGGCUCUUAUUUGGUGGCAGCAGCGUAGUGCACCAGGCAAUCUGGUCAUGUGCUCCACCCUUCCCGCCAUUGGCCACUUGAACACGUACAUUGCCAGCAUUUAUGCGCUUUUGGAAGCCAGCAUGGAGAACUACUUCCGCACCUCACCGGAGAAUGCUCCUUGGCACGCGCCCAGUUGGCAGGGUCUGAUAGAGGCGCUGAGCAUGUCCCUGCCCAAGCUGGACCUCAUGCCGAUCAUGCAGGGUGGCUAUUUCUUCUCACUGCAUGUUUUCGUGGUCUACAAGAUGGAAGAGAUCGCAACGGACGGUGACAAAGUGACCUUUUUGCAGGACCUCAGCCAGCUUCUGGAGAACCAAAAAACCAGCCCACUAACGGAACCACGGAUGGCUCUUGUCUGGGGCGUGAUUAUUGCUCGUGGCUGUCAGAUACUGCAGAGCAACCAGCAGGUUAAGAAGCCAUUACACAUGCUGGCAAGACACCUGCAGAUUGCAUCGACAAAAGCCGAAGGAUGGGGCGAUGGGCUGCUGGGCGUGAUUGGUCUCAAGUCGGAGGUUAUUACAAACAGCCGAAAAGUGUUGACCCGUUGUUUGGCCUGCGUCAUCUUCUCAUUAUUUCCGGCCAACCGUGAACUCCGAAUUCCAUCAGAGGAGUACGAAAGCGCGGUUCGCGAGCUGUCCAUGCUUCUGGCCAACAAAAAGUUCACCGACAUCAAGCCCCUUAUCGUUCGGGCCGUCAGCCUGCUCAAGGAGAACACCUUUCCCGAUGUCCGGGCCGUGCCUCAUAUGAUCUGUCGACUGAUCAGCAUCUUCUACGAGCAGAGCUACCUGACGACCAUUCCAGAGAUCUGGGACUUUGACUUCAAGCUUAUUGUUACAUAGCUUACCGACCAAGUGAAGCAUUCUAACCAUCCUAACAGCCAGUUGUGUUAUUUUCCAGGUGUUAUAUAUCAUCUUACUAGGUUUAGGGUAAAUAAAGUGAUCGAUUUUGUGCAAUUUGCAAAAUUGCAAAGAAAUGUA